AUGACGCAGUCCGACCUUGAGGUCUUGCUCGAGAUGGGCUUCGAGCAAGAGCGCGCGGAGCUUGCCGUAAAGAAAUCCGGCGGUCUUCAGGGAGCCCUUACUUGGCUGGAAAGCACCCAGGACACCUCUUUAGAAGAGCUGAGGGCAGCCGGAGCGGCAAGCAAAGCGGCUGCGGCUGCGGACAAGGAUGGCGAGAACUCUGAUGACGAGGGCACAACUCAGGCAGCUAUUACGGCCCUGGAGACAAACCAGGAGGCUAAAUCGCUGGUCUGCAACGAGUGCGGCAAGAUGUUCCGCAGCCAGGCCACAGCCGAAUUUCAUGCAGCCAAAUCCGGUCAUACUGACUUCGCUGAGUCAACUGAGGAGGUGGCACCGCUAACCGAAGAGCAAAAGGCUGCCCGGCUGGCGGAGCUGCGGGAUAAGCUGAAGGAGAAGCGGAACAGACAGGCCCUCGCCGAUAAAGAGGAUACGUUACGGAACGAGAAAAUACGUCUAAAGUCCACCAAAGAAUCGCAGGAUCUCAAAGAGGAUCUGCAGCGCAAGGAGCAGAUCAAAGAGGCGGCUAAGAAGCGCGCCGAAAAGAAGGAGGAGAUCGAGGUCAAGAAGCGGAUCAAGGCCCGCAUCGAGGCCGACAAGGAGGAGCGUCGCCGCAAGGCCGAAGAAGCCAAGGCUGCUCGUGAUGGGCGGGCCCCGACACAGCCUGCCGCCAGUUCUGCAGCAGCGUCAUCAUCGGCAGGAGCGGGAUCGUCUCCUUCUUCCACUGCUGCGCACUCCCAGGCUCGCCUCCGUCUUCAGCUGCCAUCUGGCAAUGUGCAAAAAACAUUCUCUGCCGAUGCGACUCUGUUUGAAGUGGCCCAAGCCCUCGAGGCCGACGACAGCUUCAAGGCCAGUCGCUUUGAACUCACCUACCCCCGUAAGGUUUUUGAGGGCCCGACAGAUCUGAGCAAGUCGCUGCGGGAGCUAGGCCUGGUGCCCAGUGCUGUGUUGCGGGUGCAAUAA
Grosmannia clavigera kw1407 is the source of this 999-nucleotide messenger RNA. Its product is annotated as ubx domain protein. The transcript has 3 exons. Gene Ontology annotation, molecular function: protein binding. NCBI's taxonomy places the organism in Eukaryota, Fungi, Ascomycota, Sordariomycetes, Ophiostomatales, Ophiostomataceae. The record is from RefSeq and is a predicted model, not a curated record. The coding region runs from base 1 to 999 and encodes 332 amino acids.